AUGUCAAUAAAUUCAAAAUUUACAAUCAAUAAUGUUUUAUUAAAUCAAGAAUCAUUACAAAAGAAAAAUAAAUAUUCAUGUCCAAUUUGUUUUGAAUAUUUUUAUAAAAAAUCAGUUUAUCAAUGUAGAUCUGGUCAUUAUGCAUGUAGAGAAUGUUGGGAGAAAUCAUUAGAAACAAAACAAGAAUGUAUGAUUUGUAGAUCAGAAGUGAAUUCAUAUAAAGAUUUAUCAAGAUGUUUAGUAAUUGAACAAAAUUUUGCUAAAAAAGAAUGUUGUUGUAUUUACUCAUACUUUGAUUAUUUUAUUGAUGCCAAUCAAAAAUAUGAAAAUGAAGAAAAUGAAAAAAGAAUAUUAAUAAAAGAUGAAGAGACUGGUUGUAGAGAAAUAAUAAAUGUAGAUCGAUUAGAUACACAUAUACAAAAUUGUUAA
Messenger RNA from Dictyostelium discoideum AX4, 429 nucleotides. RefSeq lists its product as hypothetical. Bases 1 to 429 code for a protein of 142 amino acids. The record is from RefSeq and is a predicted model, not a curated record. The transcript has a single exon. NCBI's taxonomy places the organism in Eukaryota, Evosea, Eumycetozoa, Dictyosteliales, Dictyosteliaceae.